Bufo bufo (common toad) is the source of this 2150-nucleotide messenger RNA. RefSeq names its product vesicle associated membrane protein 4 (gene VAMP4). Gene Ontology annotation, biological process: Golgi ribbon formation; vesicle-mediated transport. Lineage: Eukaryota; Metazoa; Chordata; Amphibia; Anura; Bufonidae. The transcript is spliced from 8 exons. The record is from RefSeq and is a predicted model, not a curated record. Gene Ontology annotation, cellular component: membrane. Bases 193 to 618 code for a protein of 141 amino acids.
ACAGAACACAACAGGAAGAGCAGCAGAGCACCGAGUGACGAGACUAUCGGUAGCCGAUGAAUCGCCAUGUUAGGAGCUUGUUAGAAUUACACACGUCUACGGGGAAAGCAGCACCGGGAGAUCGCAUCCAGAAGCCGAAUUACAAAGCAACAAGAAAAUCUCAGCCGUGUACUGUACCCAUAGUCACACGCCAUGCCUCCAAAGUUCAAGAGGCACCUCAACGAUGAGGAGGUCACUGGGUCCAUAAAAAGUGAGAGAAGAAAUCUGUUGGAGGAAGACUCUGAUGAAGAGGAAGACUUCUUCUUGAGGGGACCUUCUGCUCCUAAGUUUGGACCAAGGAAUGACAAGAUCAGACAUGUGCAGAACCAGGUGGACGAGGUCAUUGAUGUCAUGCAAGAAAAUAUCACCAAAGUGAUAGAACGAGGAGAGAGACUGGAUGAACUGCAAGAUAAGUCUGAAAGUUUAUCAGAUAACGCGACAGCAUUCAGCAGCAGAGCAAGACAUCUCAGGAGACAGAUGUGGUGGCGGGAAUGCAAGAUGAAAGCAAUCGUUGCGUUGGUCUUCAUUUUCAUCCUGCUAGUCAUUAUUGUUCCCAUUAUCCUGAAGUAUCGCUCCUAACUAUUUGGACAUGAGCCAUUCCACUCGGUCUCCAAAUUCUGGAACUCUGUAUUACCUUUCUUAUAACACUUCAUCUUCUCCCUGUAAAGGGACCGAGUCAACAUUCCUCAUGGACAAUAAUUACUGACAUGGGUUCCUGUAAAUGAGAAAGAAGAAGUUCUUUCCCGCAUUUCCUACUUAUUGUCUUUUGGUUGGUUCCUUAACACAUUGUGCACAAGCAAGAGGUAGCGUUGUUGGCGAUCCACGUGGAUCCACAUGUGCCAGGACUGAACAAUAUAUAUAGCAUUAAACCACGUGGAGCAGAUAUGUAAAUGUCUAGAUUUUCAACAAGGCUAACGUUACUGGACACAAGAGUUUCCAACAGGUAGAUAACAAUAGUCAUCCCUGAGAAGCCAUAAAGGCCUUCUACCUGAAUAGUGCAACACAAUCCUAGGUUUCGCUCUGACUUCACAUUACUCCAUGGUUUUGUUUGCCAUUCCAGUUUUAUAUUAAAGGACUUGUCACCUGUCCAUAGGUGAGAAUUCUGAUCAGUGGGGGUCUGACCGCUGGGAAAUCCUCCCCGAUCACAGGUUCCUGGAGUGAGUGGAGCAGUGGUCACACAUUUGAGCUGCUACCUCAUUCAACUCUAUGGGACUGCCAAAAAGAAGCAUUGUGGGCAUCUCUGGCAGCCCCAUUGAGGUGAAUGACGGUAUGGUCAUUCCAGAGACUCAUGGACCUGGUUUUCAUGAUUGGUGGGGGUGUCUGUGGUCAGAACCUCAUUGAUCAGAUGCUAAUCAAUGAAGUCAUAUAGUGGGACAACCUCUUUAAGGGCUAUGCACACCUUUUGGGGGGGGGGGGGGGGCAUUGUUUGCUUUUUCCCCAUUUUGGGCUAAAAAUCAUUUUUUCCAUUAGUCGUUGUUAAAAAUGUUCAGCCAUUUCUAAGUACACGGGUUAAAAAUCAGUCUGUUUGCAAGCUGUCGCUUUGUUUCCUUUGAAUCCCAUCAUGUGACGGCUCAUGUGUAGCUCUGAUCACUGAUCUCCUUGACUUCACUUAUCGGUUUUGUAAGAAUUGAGUUUUUAUGGGGUCAGGCAAUCAAAAGGAAGAUCUACAACAUGAGCUGUCAGAUGAUGGGAUUAAAAGAAAACAAAGUGACAGCAUGCAAACAGACAGAUUUUCAACCCCUGUACCUCUAAAAUGGCUGAGCUUUUUUAAUAAAGACGAAGUGAAAAAAACAAAAAAAAAGUAAUUUUUUAUUAUUUUUUUCCCAGAAAAUUAGGAAAAUGCACUCGUACAAAAAGCCCCAAAGGUGUCCAUAGCUUUUAAGUCUAUCACUCUGUGAAUCUUUUAUUGGACGCAAUAUCUAAUUUUCACCGGCUAUAGGCAUUGCAGACAUUUUUAAACUACUGCAAAUUUGGCAAAAGAAGGCGCUCAUAGGGUAGUAAGUUUUGGGUACCAGAUCUAGAGAGUAUGCUGUGUCAAUUGUUAUGCUCACUUUCUGGUGUUGUGCAUGCGUCAGUACAACACUCGCUAAGGGGAGGGGGGGGGGGGGAGA